AUGCUUUCUCAGCCCGCAACUGGGGGACAUAGCGCACAUCCUCAUGCGUUGUUGCAGCAAGUACUUCAAGCCAACUCCGACCACCAGUAUGCGAUCAAGGUCUACACCCAGAGGCUCGAGGCGGAGAUAGCGCACGUUGAUAAAUUGCUAGAUGCCGCGGAACCCCCGGACCUUGAGGAGGAAGCGACUGAAAUCGACUCCAUUGGCCAGGUAGUCAUCGGUGGAUCCAAGAAGCCCGUCUCGAUCCUAUCACAAGCCGCUCUUUUGUCCGAGGACUCGCCUUUUCGCAAGGAUGCGUUGAGAAGGGAGCGUUACCUCGCCAACACUGAAACCCAUCCUAUGAAAGGGAAGGAACUGCAGACGUUGGCUGAAGCCGUCAGAGCCGAAAACCAACGUUUGCAUGCUUAUGCCGCCCAACAACGAGGAGAAAAUGCACUCGCUUCCUCCAGCCGCCAAUCACCCUCGUUUCUCGAGCAGAACACGGAAGAUAUUGAUUGGGAACGUGUUGCAGAGAAUGUUUCAAGCAAAUCCGGGACUAUUCCUCCAUCCUCAGCCGAUCCCGAAGGUCAAGGCCCAACGCUACGUACCGCGAUUGAAUGCAAAAUCCGGUGGCUGGGUGACAGACACCCGCGGUGGAAUCACGAUACAUGGAGUGCAGAAGAGGUCAAGAACGUCAGAGACAUAUACAACAAGCUUCUGCAAGAGGCGGGGGCGAUGCGUUCGGAGGAAGGCGAGAGGGGAGAGAAUGAAGGCAAGAAGGGUCGCAAGAGAGGUGGAAAGGCGGCUCGGACGGCGAGACGGGGUGAGACCAACGCAGAUACCCAUGCAACCGGGAUCACCGUCGACUGGACACGGCGAACACCUAUCGACUGCAUGCGCCACGUCAUAUCAUCUCGGACAGGUUACCGCUUUACUCGGGCCGCCGAUACACUUUUAUUAGACCUGGUCAAGCGCUAUGGUACAGACAAUUGGGCACUCGUGGCGCGCUGCAUGGAUCCACCCACGACGCCCGCCAUCGUGCAGGCACGGUACCUGCGGACUCUGGAUCCGCGGCUCAAGCGGGGAGCAUGGACGCGCGAAGAAGACGAGCGACUACGAGAGGCGGUCGCGGUUUGGGGUAAGAGCUGGGUUGACGUCGCGGAGUGCAUAAAUGGGCGCAACAACGAGCAGUGCAGAGAUCGAUGGAGUAAUAUCUCCGGCAGCGGGAAAGGGCGUCAACAAGCGCAGGAAGAGCAAGAGGAAGGAGAGAAUGUGACUGAAGAAACCUCGGAGGUGCUCGACUCUGCACAGGGCGCGACAGACCGUCCACAACCUGAGGAUGCCUCAGAAGCCGAGACCAAUGCUACCGCCAAAAGCAAAGUACAUCCGCGUCCACGCCCUAUCAGAGGUCGGGGCUGGACCGAGGCGGAGGAUAGCGCGCUCAUCGAUGCCAUCAAUGAGCAAGGAGGCGACACGCCCGACUGGUGCGAGGCCCUAGAGAAGAUAACGAAGGGCAAAGGCAAAGGCGAGGCGCAGGAACCCUCCGAGCAGAUAACGCAAAAGCAGCAUGGGAAGGGGAAGGAGAAGGCACGGCUCGAACCUGCAGCAGUGCAACCAGUGUCCACACGGCGAUCAACUCGCUUGUCAGCAAAGUCACCAAAAGCAGCUGAACCGGAAGGCAAAAUUGAUUCCGAUGACUCGCCAGGUGAUCAGGUCGCACCCGAUGUUUUGAAAAUUCCAGAACCUUCCAUCGCUUCGCUCACUCCCAAGCGCAAGCCACGGCCACGGAAGAAAGGAAAAGUUGCCUGUCCCACAGCUGCGGACAAGGCGGCUUGUCCUCACCGACCGUCCGCCAGUGAUGAUGCGGGCGAUAUUGCAGACGUGCCUCGGAAGCGUCGCGCUGAGGCUAUGGGCGAAAAUGCGCGUGCGGACAAACCCGCCAAGAUGCUACGGAUUGUUGUCGACGCACCCUCGAGCGAGCAGCCUCCCGUGGUGUAUCGCGAGCAAUCGACCGAUUCUGCGUUCACCGAGCUCGGAAGUCACUGUUCAACAACUCCUGUGGAUCGCGGCCACGUCUGA
This is a messenger RNA of Punctularia strigosozonata HHB-11173 SS5, 2058 nucleotides long. RefSeq lists its product as uncharacterized. The record is from RefSeq and is a predicted model, not a curated record. The transcript has 10 exons. Bases 1 to 2058 code for a protein of 685 amino acids. NCBI's taxonomy places the organism in Eukaryota, Fungi, Basidiomycota, Agaricomycetes, Corticiales, Punctulariaceae.